CCUAGCUGAAGGUGUUGACAUUUUGCCGAGUGAUAUUUCUGUAGAGCUUAGAGCGCCCAACAUUCGUUGUCAUGCGCUCUUUAGUCAACAGCCUUUGAUAAUUGCUUUUGGCUCCGGCAUCACCAAAGCGCAAUGUCUAUCUUUGACUGCAUUGUGGUCACUUGCUCCUCUCUUAAGUGGGCAACUGCGAUUGAAGCAGAACUGCGGAUACUUCAAGCUCGGAAUAUCAUUUCUAAAUCGGCCAAAAUACUUACCAUCGAGGACCCUGCAAGUAACAUCGGCAGUGGAGCUGCCACAUUGAAUGCACUUCUGGUAGUGACAGAAUACUUGAGUGCUGAAAAUGGAUAUACAGUAGUGUCCCCUGAUGUGCUUGAAAAAAGCCGGAUUUUAAUACUGCAUCAUGGCAGAGAAUAUCCUCUGGAACCAUGUGGAAAGGCUUUUAUGAGCGUGCCAGAAAUUCAUGCUGUUUCCAUUGACCAGAUCAAUGGUCACUCUACCAACUUAGAGAAUCUGUUCAAUAUCACUUCUCAGAUGCAACAGAAUGGUCCUCCAGGCGUUUGGGUCUGCAGCACUGACAUGAUUUUGACCUGCAGUGAUGUCGCAAUCAACUGGUCGUGUGUUAAAGACUGCCUGCUCAUAUGCUCCAUUUGCGAUCCCUUGUAUGCUGCAAGUCAUGGUGCCGUCAAAGUGAACAGUGAUGGCAUUGUUUCAAGCAUUCUGUAUUGUGGAACAUUGCAAGCCUUGCACGAUUACACACUUACUGAUGGAACAGUUCUCGUGGUGUCUGGAAUGGUAUUUUUUUCUUCUGAGCUGGCCGAGAGUCUCCUAGCUCUGCACACCAUGUCCCCUUUGGACUGUUGCACAUACAUGGGGGUUGACAGUGGUGCUGAGCCAAUGCAAAUGUCAUUGUUUUUUGAUUUUCUGGUGGCCAUGGCUGAAGAUGUCACACAAGACACAUUUGUUAGCGGCCAGUAUGGUCGCUGCUAUGACCAAAAAUUCAGUCUUGAGAAGAGUACAAUGGCGCAGAGGGCUCGAAAUCUUGUUUGGAAAGAGCUUUCAUCGUACUCUCUAAAAGCUUAUGUUUUGAAAGGCCAGCCAAGUCACCACUACUUGUCCAAUGACACUACUGCCCGUCAACAUUCUGACUUCCUUAUUAGCCGUGCAGGCAACGAUUGGCUUCUUCAUGCUGCUUUAGAUGUUGAUGAAAAAGCACUUGGCGACAGUGCUGUUCUCAUGAAUACCUUUGUAAAGAGUGGUAAAUGCUUCAUCGGAAGCCACUCAGUGUUGAAAAACUGCUGCUUGGAGGCACGUGAGGUGGUCAUUGGCGAGAAUUGCUAUAUAAAUGGGCUGACAGUGAACCUAGACACUCAGGCGUUGAUUAUCCCUGAAAACACGUGCAUAAUUCAGUACGAAGUCUUUUUGGAGUAUUCUGGUGUAUCAUCUCCCGUCAUUGUCACAUUUGGAAUGGAAGACAGUCUUCAUGGAAAACUCUCUGAUGUUCAUCGGGGACAGGAGCAGAACUGCCUCAUGACUGCAAAGAGGUUCACAUACAGUGAAGAUAGCCUACAAGAUGCUCUGCAUCUCCUCACCUUCACUCAAGAUCAAGAGCACUUAAAUCGAUUGAAAAACUGCAAGAGGCCUUCCCUAGCAGAUGUGUUGGCACAUCAGGACUUGAAAGGCCAGUUUUGUCGAUCCUGGGACACUUUUUUUCGUGUCGCAAACUCCGUCAUUAAAAGGACUCUGGUGGAAAAGUCGGACGUGCUUAUCACCCCUCUUAUGAAUGCAGCUUCUGCUUGUGGCCAGGAGACAAGUGUAAUGGCUGUGUUGGAUUCAGUUGCUGAAGGACAAGAGGGUGGCAUGGAUCCUGCCGUAGCGUCGAGAGCGUUUUCGUGCAUUGCGGACUUUUUGGGUGCAAUGGCUGGAAAUUCCGGAGGCUUGCGAAGCGGUCCUGGAGGCAACAAGACCUGGAUGCGUGCUUUUGAGUUGCUGGAGGAAGGACAAAUUGAGAAAGGUGCUCUGGCAUUGAAACGGGAACGUCUCAAGUGGAUGGACCGACCAGAUCGCAUGAUGCGAGCAGCAAGGCAUUAUGAAGGAGCCCUACAGGUGCUUAUAAGAAAAGCUGUGCUAACCGCAGAAAAGUAUAUUAUAACAGCUGCAGCUUCCUCUCAGCUUCCCUUUGGACAAUGGGUUGUAGCAGAGGGCCCUGCAAGAAUGGAUUUGUUUGGUGGAUGGACAGACACGCCACCUAUCUGCUAUGAGCUCGGGGGCUCAGUAAUUAAUGUUGCUGUGCUUGUUGAUGGCCAGAAACCGAUUGGGGCCCGGGCACGAAGAAUACACGAACUGCACAUUGUCAUCACACCGGUGCACCACAAUGUUCCAGAAGAGAUUGAGAUAUUUUCCACAGACCUUCUGGACUAUAAUCAGCCUGGUGCUAGAGGUGCUCUCCUUAAAGCCUGUCUUAUUGGCUCUGGCGUUGUCCAGAUUAACCACAAAAACACACUGCCAGAGCAGCUUUUAGCACUGCAUGGAGGUGGCAUUGAGCUUCAGAGCUGGUCCAACUUGCCCCAAGGAUCAGGCCUGGGAACAAGUAGCAUUUUGGCUGCUGCCAUUGUGUCAGCUCUCUGGACUGCAGUUGGGCGGACAUUUGACAAAUUAGCUGUCAUUCACUGUGUGCUGCAUGUCGAGCAACUUUUGACAACAGGAGGAGGCUGGCAAGAUCAAGUUGCUGGAGUCAUUGGCGGGCUCGUGCAAGGCUCCUCCCAGCCUCACUUACCUCUCCGUGUGGACGUUGAAGUGCUCUCACUUUCACUGGAUGUAUACUCUCAGUUGAAUGAUCACUUUCUCCUUCUUUAUACUGGCAAAGUCAGGCUGGCCAAGAACUUACUUCAGACUGUCAUACGGAACUGGUACACCAGAGAUGCUAAAGUGGUGUUGUGUUUCAAGGAGCUGCUUCACCUCUGUAGAACAAGUGUCAAAGAAUCCUUCCUAAAAGGGGAUCUCAAGGCGAUUGGCGAGUGGUUGGACCACUACUGGCAGCUAAAGAAGGUGCUGGCCGCUGGGUGUGAGCCUAUGUUUGUCGGGCGUCUUAUGGGGCUUCUGCGGCCUCAUGUUCAUGGUCAGCUGCUGCUAGGUGCAGGCGGCGGUGGUUUCCUAUGUGCCCUCACCAAAGAACCUCGCCAGGCUGGCUUUGUGCAGAAGCUUUUGGAUGAGACUCAGGGAAUGUCAAAGGUUACUGUACACAUGGUGAAAAUUGACACGACUGGCCUGACACUGAGCAUCAAUGGAAACAACGCAGAUCCUCCGAUUCCUUUUCUGCGUUAAGUUGAUGUAGUAUAGUGGUAGUUAGGUUUGUUAUGCAGGUAUACAAAAAAAUGGUCCACCAGUGCAUAUACUUUUGUAUUCUUUAUACAUUUUACAGCUCAAUCUGAAACAUUUACAAAGACAUUCCGAGGAUUUUGAAGAAUUCAUAUUACAUUUAUGGCACAAUACAAAUGAACUUUGCAGCCUAGUCUUCACUUAUGUACUUGCACUGUUUUAUAGGUCAAUAUACCAGUAUGCUGGUGAUAUGCUAACACUGGAUACCUGGCACAAGUGAAUUGCUCCUAUGAUUUUACCAUGUAUUUCAUCAUAUUCCUUUAUUUUAUAGCUAUUGUGCCCCGUCAUUAUUCUUAGUCAUUUCUUUUUGUUUUGUCUGAAAUGCACCUGUGAUAGCGGGCCUUUUUUCUUUUUAUAGUCUUUAACAGCUUUAUUGACUAACUUUUCAGUAGUUACAGUGUGUAACUGCACAAUAUGUCAGUUAUUUACUCUUUUUUACUGAAACAACAGGCAUAACUGAGCAGUCCAAGUUUGCCGACAGCUCUUGGGAUGUCAUACUAUUGGCUUAUGUAUAUGCAUCUCUGUUUUUUAAAUCACUGUGAAUAAAACCCAUGUGCAAAUAGAAGAGUGUUUAAAGGCAUUAUACUUACUGUCCGACUACUUCACAGUAACUGCUGUUGCUGGUAAUGCAUGUCAGCAAGAAUAAAAAUGUGCGACUCUCUUAUGCUUGGCUAAUCGAAAGUCUUGAUCUAUGUCUUAUUUUUAGUACUUGUUUCACUAAAAAAAAAGUGAAGGCCUGCUAUCUGAUCACCAAGUGCCAGUGUUGUUUCAUGUAAAGAACUAAAGCAUAUUCAUCCUCUUCUUACUGUAAGAAAAAAAAAUAAACUGUGCCAAAUUUAGUGGAUUCUUUUUUUGCUCAACUUGUAGAGCUCCUUUUUUAUAAAAUAAAAUGUUACCACUCUUUCAAUUCAA
Molecule: messenger RNA, 4287 nt
Organism: Rhipicephalus microplus (southern cattle tick)
Lineage: Eukaryota; Metazoa; Arthropoda; Arachnida; Ixodida; Ixodidae
Product: L-fucose kinase-like
Biological process (GO): GDP-L-fucose salvage
Molecular function (GO): ATP binding; fucokinase activity
Source: RefSeq, a predicted model, not a curated record